This is a messenger RNA of Schizosaccharomyces octosporus yFS286, 2017 nucleotides long. Its product is annotated as WD repeat protein. The transcript has 3 exons. Gene Ontology annotation, biological process: proteasome-mediated ubiquitin-dependent protein catabolic process. Gene Ontology annotation, molecular function: protein binding. The coding region runs from base 278 to 1786 and encodes 502 amino acids. NCBI's taxonomy places the organism in Eukaryota, Fungi, Ascomycota, Schizosaccharomycetes, Schizosaccharomycetales, Schizosaccharomycetaceae. The record is from RefSeq and is a predicted model, not a curated record. Gene Ontology annotation, cellular component: GID complex.
UCGUUAUUUCCAAACGCUAUGUGCUACAUACUACAGUUCUUGACCUUUACCUCAUUUAACAAUUCCUUCGUGUUAGGAAUAAGGAUUGAAACGAAAUUCGACUCUGAAGGAAAUUUGUUUUCCAGUAUAUUUAAGAAUCGUAACCUUCAAUUUACGUGGACUCAGUUCGUUUGCUAAAGUGCAGCCGCCGACGGGAAAGGAUCUGAGCUUUCAGACACAACCAAAGAGGAAACCCUCCUUUAUUCAAGAGUUAGGAAGUCGCUCUACACGCUAUAAGAUGGAGCUGACUAAAGUAUGGGAACAAGAGAUCAUUCGUCUCAUCCUUCAAUUCUUGAGUGAUCACGGCUAUGGAAGUACUUUAAAAUGCUUGGAAAAUGAAAGUGGACUUUGUUAUGAAACAGAAAAUGUCAAAACGUUUCAAACAGCGGUUCUUUCCGGUGACUGGCAAAUCGCCGAGAGUUGCUUUGCUUUAAUGAAGUUAAGGGACGAAAGCAAAAGAGAUGAAGCACUUUUCCUUCUACAAAAACAGAAAUGUCUAGAGUUAGCUGAAAAGGGAUCUCUUUGUGAGGCAAUCUUUGUUUUGCAAACAACCAAUAAUACUUAUUUUAAUCAAAGCAAAGAGGAAUUGAUCUCGCAAAUAAUGUUUUCGAGAAAAAAAUUCACAGAAUCUGCGCACGGCGUAAAAGACAAUCGUCCUGCUUUAUUAAAUGAACUCUCACUCUACAUAAGCGCUGACAUUAUGAUGCCGAAGAAUCGACUCUUAGAACUUUUGGAACAGGCAAAGAACCACCAGAUUUCUUCUCAGUGCUAUCAUAAUGUUUUAAAAAACUUUACCUUUCUUUCUGACUAUCAAGCCGAACCUAGUGAAAUUCCAACAAAGGAAAUACAUUGUUUUGACGAUCAUACAAGCGAGGUUUGGCAAAUUUCUUACUCAAAUAAUGGCAAGUAUUUAGCUUCCGCUUCGCAAGAUAAAUCUACCAUAAUCUUUGACUUGGCUAAUAUGAAGAUGCUACACCGACUAAUCGGGCACAGUAAAGAGGUUGCUUAUGUGAAAUGGUCCCCGGAUGAUCGAUAUUUGCUUACUUGCUCUAAUGACUACUCGGUUAUACUUUGGGAUGCGUUUACCGGAGAGAAGAUCCGACAUUUAAAAGAACAUACUUACUUCGUCAGCUGCUGCUGUUGGCUACCAGAUGGCUUGUCUUUCAUCACAGGCUCUCCCGAUAUGACCAUUAUACAUUGGUCAUUAACUGGUGAGAUCAUGCAUAAAUGGAAAGAUGUCAAUAUUUACGAUAUGGCGAUCAAUAAUGAUGGCACAAAAUUGUAUGCUGUUGGGUACCAGAAACAAAUGGAAAGUGAAGAUAAGCAUAUUGCCGUUUACUCCAUACCGACGAGAGAAUGUCUUAAAAAAAUUCAUCUUGAAUCCAAGGUGACUUCCAUAUCGCUCUCAAAAGAUUCUCGCUAUGCAUUGACAAACAUCGAGCCACAUACAAUAUUACUUUGGGAUAUACAAGAAUAUCGCAUUAUUCGUCAGUACAUGGGCCAUAAGCUUGGGAACUGGUUGAUUGGCUCAUGUUUCGGUGGCCAAGAUGACACAUUUGUAUUAAGCGGCAGCCAAGAUGAAUUUAUUCGAAUAUGGCAUCGUGAUUCUGGAAAGCUGCUAAGCACUUUACCAGGACACUCGAAAUGCGUGAACUACAUCGCUUACAAUCCAUUGGAUCCGUAUCAAUUUGCUUCAGCUAGUGAUGAUAACACUAUCCGUAUAUGGUCAAACAAAGGCCGUCAAUGAGAAAGCCUUUUUCUGUUCUCAAUUUUUGAAAAAAGAAAAAAAAAACUUUCCAUUUCGUUACGAACGUGAAUGAUAAUUAUCUUUUGUAUGUCUCCGUAAUAUAUAUAUAUAUAUAUAUAUGAUUGAAUGAAUAGAAUGUUUUGUCUAAUCUUCUUAAAACCGUAACGAACUGGUAUAUAUAUAUAGGAUCGUCAUAAACUAGUUGCCAUAGGAUUCAUUAUGUGUUAAUAA